CGAAAAUUCUUUUCCCCCAAAAAAUUGCGCGAAAUCUCAAUUCACAGAAAUGGAAGCGAUUCCUGUAAGAUGACCACUGCAAGUCCUACCAACCCUAACAAGGUAUCUUUGUGUACGGCGGAAAGUACAACAGGAAAGAGAGCUUCAAAAACAGGAUUUGGAGAAGGUCAUUUUUGCUGUACCGAGGACGAAAAGUCCCCCAAAAAGCUGAAACAAGACAACCAACAAGCAGAAAACGAAAACUUUGGAAAUUUAAAACAUAUCUUGGAUAUUGGUGAACCAUUGUUGGAACUGUUUUGUCUUCAUGAAGCCUUUAGGAAGGAACUGGAACGUUUGAAAGAUCAGGUCCGCCAAAUCACUAUUGCCACCACGGACCAAGAACUCGAUAAAUUGCGUAGUAGGCUAACUUUUUGCCGAGAUUUGCUUUUAGACCACUGCUGUUCAGAGGACAGAAUAAUUCUUCCAGCUCUUUGUAAGAAACUGUCCAAAGAGAAGUCUGAAGAGCAAAGAUAUUUAUUGGGAACUGAAUUGGUCAAUCAACAGCAUGAACAACUGGAUGACUGGUUUUCUGAGACGAUACAAGUCAUCGAACAAAUAUUGAACACACCUUUUUCUUUGGAGCAUCGACCCUUAGCAGAAAAUGACCUGCAGAAAUCGUCCAAUUCGACACCUUUAGAAACUGACUCGAAUUUGUCUCCCCGAAAGGGCAAAGUAACUUCAAUAUCAGCUUUCGAGUCCCCUCGUGGGCCCUUGCUAGAGAAGCUCAGUUCUAGCUUUUGCAUUCUCGUCGAAAAUGUAGAGAAACAUCUUUUAGAAGAAGAACAAAAUCUAUCGCCUCUUUUUCGUAACAUUUUGACGACUGCCGAACAAGGAGCCUUGCUUGCUUCGGUUGUGAUGGAUACAAGUCCAAAAGCUCUUUCGACACUUCUUCCUUGUGCAGUUCGAGCAUUAGACUUUGAAAAACGUAUCCGAUUUGUCGUUGCAUUGGAACGUUAUAUGACUCCGGAGCAGUUUGAGUCGGUAGCCGCUCCCUUAGUUCAGGAGCUUUCCGGUGAGCAAUGGGAAGAGUUGUGUCGUAAUGUCCCAAGUCUUCAAGUGGCUGCUGAACGCUCUAUUAAUCCUCUGGUUGAAAUAACUCAUUUACAUAAAGCGAUUAGAAAGGAGUUGGAAGCAAUGGCAUCUUAUAGUGCAGAGCUCGAUCCUUGCGAUAAUCUUCAGAUAAAAAGUUUGUGUUCGCGUAUCUUGUUUUUGCAACGCGUACAUAACUUCCAUUCACUUGGAGAAGAUGAAGUUCUCGUAUCUCAGUUGAGGGCUGUAUUACGAAUGCAUGGCUUGGAUGAAAUUUCUAGCGAACACUGUAACGAAUCCUUUCUGUUUGGCAAUAUCUUGGAGCAUAUCAAUAGAGUUGCGAGUUUUGACAAAAAUGACAAGCAAAAAAGAUACGAAGCCAUGUCCAAACUUAGUUCAGCAGUUCGAGAAAUAUCGAACCAUCUUAUAGUGCAUAUGGAAGAAGAGGAGGCACGAUUGUUACCUUUGGUUCGUUCUCAUUUCUCCCUGAGAGAUCAGGACGAGUUAAUUCGAAGAGUUAUGGCGAAGAUUCCAAUGGAAUUUCUUCCUGACGUGUUUCCUUGGAUGCUUAAUGCGCUGGAUGCGGAAGAAAGAGAAAAAUUAUUUUGUAACAUAUUGCGCUCUUCAAGUAAGGAGUAUUUUCAGAAAAUAUCGGCAUUUUUGGGAGAAGCUGCAAGAAGAGGAAAAAUGGAGCCGUUAUUAUGGGAUGAGUUGUGUCUUCGCAUUCCAGAACUACAGCAGUAUCAGAAUGAAGAAGCAGACCAAGAUAAUGGCCCCGUGGAUGAAAUAUUGCGUAUCCAUAAGGCUAUAAGAUGUGAGCUUCAAAAGUUGUAUGUGGUCGUCACCAACUUGGCGAUUGACGAGGCGCCUAAUCCUAACUCUAUCUCAACGAUUGCCGAGAGAUUCUUUUUUCUUCGAAAUAUGGUAAACGAUCACUCAAAGGCAGAAGAUAAUAUUGUAUUACCCGCAUUAGAGAAAAGACUACCUGGAAUCUCUAAGCGAUAUGAAGGAGAACACUGUGAGGAACGUGAAUUGUUUUCCAAUGUAUUGCAAGUUCUACAAGCUCUUCAAUGUGCAGGUUGCGAAUCUGAGUGUCAAUCACUUUUAAAGCAGUUGCGUUCUCUCGUUCGUGCCCUACACGAGGAACUGAAUGGACAUUUAAAUAAGGAAGAACAAAAUUUGUGGCCGAAAUUGAUCGAAAACUUUACCAGAGAAGAACAAGUCGCGAUCGUUGCAGAUAUAUUUGGUACGAUGCCAUCAGAGAGACUUCAGGAGAUGCUUCCAUGGCUCAUUCGUACUCUGACAGAGUCAGAACAGAGUAACAUGCUGAAGCAUAUACUUCAGGUGACUCAUUCGACUAUGUUUGAACGUUGGUUAAGUACUUGGUUUCCUUUGAUUCCAUCCAAAUACUCGAUUGGAGAAGAGAGUAUUGUAGGAGUCAAUUCUUGCUCCGGUGCUGAAAAAACAGAAACAGAAGAAAACAAUAAAUCAGCGCAGUCAUGUCAGUCCUCAACUUCAUUGAAGCCGAAAACUCCUAAGGGCUUAACUAGUGAUUAUGAAAAUACUUGUGACGCUGUUCGAAUUCAAAGUAGAGCAGAUUUAGAAAGUGCCAUUCGAGUUAUUGCAUCCGAUGAAACCUUGACGGAUAAGCAAAAAACUCAUUUGAUGCAGAAUCUGAUGUUGCGACCUUAUCUUCAAAGCAAAGGUCGUCAUUGGCUAUGCAGUGUUGAAGAACAAAGUUCAGUUCCUACUUCUUGUUCUUCUCAGGAUGAUACUGAUCAUAGCAAGUAUGAGGAAACAUAUCCGGGUGAGUUACAACCUACUUUUCGUGAGUUGGAAGAUGGAAGUAGACAAUUGGGGUGUUCGCAUUAUUUGAGAGGUGCAAAGAUAAGAACAGUCUGUUGUUCCAAGUUUUACACUUGUCGACUCUGUCAUGAUGAAGUGGAAGACCACAAGGUUGGAGAUAAUCGUUAUGCAACACGUGAAAUGCUUUGUAUGCAUUGUGGCCGUAUUCAGCCAAUAUCUCAAUGGUGUUGCAAUCCCGAGUGUUCAAAGAGAAUGGCACGUUAUUUUUGUCCCAUUUGUAAACUGUUUGAUGACGAUUCUGCUCGGAAUAUAUACCACUGUCACAGUUGUAAUGUUUGCAGAGUAGGCAAAGGCUUAGGAAUUGACUCUUUUCAUUGUAUGAAAUGUAAUGCGUGUAUGAGCAUGAAGUAUGCUAAGAGUCAUCAUUGCAUUGAACAUUCGAUGGAGUCGGACUGUCCAAUUUGUUAUCAAUACUUAUUUACUUCGACUAGUCCGGUAAAGUAUCUUCAAUGUGGCCAUUUAAUGCAUGUUUCAUGUUAUAAUCAUUACGUCAAAAAGAGUUAUAUUUGUCCCAUAUGUCAACGAUCAAUGCAGGACAUGUCUAGUUACUUUGCGAGACUGGAUGAGUUAUUGGCACGUGAUCAAGCCAAACAACUCUAUCGCGGUAUCGUAUCUCAUAUUCAAUGUAAUGACUGUCAAAAACAGAGUGACGUAACCUUUCACUUUGUUUUCCACAAAUGUACGCAAUGUGGUAGCUAUAAUACGCGUGUAUUGCGAAUAUCUCGUCGAAAGACUUGAUAAAAUGGAAAUCCAUUUGUAUAUAAUAUUUUCCCUCCACAACUUUAAGCACAAGGAGAAUGCGUCGGGAAAGUAUUAUCUCUUUUUCCUUUUUCACUAUCCAAAACAUUUCUACUUCGAGAUGACGAACUCUCACUCUUCUCAUAAGGUUUAGAGAACUCUCCAAUACCCUCCUCAAACACUGAACUCCCCAAAAAUGGAUCGAAAUCAUUGUUGUCAAGAUAGUCUUGCAAAAGGUUACCACGAAGAGCAGCAUCCAAUGCAGAAUCACUCACAACUGCAUCCCCUUUUCUACAAGAUUGCCAUAAAAUAACGUUAUCGUUUCGCAAUUUUUCCACUUCUUCUUUUAAGCUGUGAAGUUCGUUCUUCAAAUAAAUCUUAUCGGAGCGAAGUUCGUUCUUCUCCGCUCUCAACUCUUCGACUUGCUCCCUGAGAAAGCGAUUUUCUGAUUCCAGUUGAGUAAUAUGCUGUUGCUCCCACUGUACGUAUUCUAUCGUCUGCGUUAUCACUGAUUCCUUGUCUUUCUUGACAAAUCGAUCGGCAGAAAUGACAGUCAUCAAUUUUUCAAAAAGUCUGUUCAUGCAUAGCCUUCGUUUCUUCUCGCGCUCGCGUUUCUUUCUUAGUUUUUUAUGAUCACUAGUACCUUCUGAACUAG
This is a messenger RNA of Galdieria sulphuraria, 4327 nucleotides long. RefSeq names its product zinc finger protein. Gene Ontology annotation, cellular component: nucleus. Lineage: Eukaryota; Rhodophyta; Bangiophyceae; Galdieriales; Galdieriaceae. Gene Ontology annotation, biological process: ubiquitin-dependent protein catabolic process; protein ubiquitination. Gene Ontology annotation, molecular function: ubiquitin protein ligase activity; zinc ion binding. The record is from RefSeq and is a predicted model, not a curated record. The transcript has 8 exons. Bases 70 to 3672 code for a protein of 1200 amino acids.